Messenger RNA from Anopheles stephensi (Asian malaria mosquito), 972 nucleotides. RefSeq lists its product as uncharacterized. NCBI's taxonomy places the organism in Eukaryota, Metazoa, Arthropoda, Insecta, Diptera, Culicidae. Bases 1 to 972 code for a protein of 323 amino acids. The record is from RefSeq and is a predicted model, not a curated record. Gene Ontology annotation, biological process: sensory perception of taste. The transcript has 4 exons. Gene Ontology annotation, cellular component: membrane.
AUGGGUCAGAGCUUCGAGGGUCAUCCAGCAAAUAGGAUUGUCAAGCUCAGUGUGGUCAAGGUGAUCAACUUUAUAGUGCUCAACGUACUGCUAAUGGUUAUCGCUGUCAUACACCAUAGCAUACCGUAUGAUAUGGUCAACAAUGGAUCCAUCAUUGUAACGUACGGAAUUCGAACGCUGCUGGUAGGCGGCGUGCUAGCAACAUCCGGUGAAAUCGUAUUUCUUGCUUGGAAAUGGAAAUCGAUCGUACGUUUGCUGCAGCACAUCCAUGAAUUGGAUCUGAAGUUUCAGCUGAUGAAACAUCCGACCGAUAUUGCAGCUCUCAGAAAAUAUAUUCUAACACGUUGUGGCAUGUACCUGCUGCUACAUCUUAGUUUACUCACCGCCUAUAACGUUAGCACUGUGUUGUACAUUGACGAUCGAAUGGUUGCGUCGCGAAUGGUAUUCGCACAGCUGUACUUCAACGUAGUGUACAUUUCCAUUGUAAUUCGCUUUUACUGUUUCGUCUGCAUCUUGUCGCGUCGGUUCGAGCAUUUAAAUGAUGUUCUGAAGCUGCGGUUUGACACUUCCAACAGUGAACGGGAUGGACGAUGGUUGAACGAAACCAGGUACCGGAACGGGCCAGUGCAGGAACGGAUCGGAGUCGUGCAAAAGCUGUCGGAUCUGCACCACCAGCUAAACGAAAUCACGGACCACAUGAAUGGAGUGUUUGGGGACGUGUUUUUGGGAAACAUGCUAGUAGUGAUGCUGUUAUGUACGUUUAAUAUUUUUGCGUUGUUCAAAGUGUACUCGAGCAAUGAUCUUCGUACGCGCAUGUUUACCGUGUUCAAUCUUAGUGGCAGCUCGUACUACACUAUGAUGUUCAUGCUGAUCAGUAAUCUGGCUCGAACAGUAUCCAAAGAGACCAUAGUCGUAUUGGUGUCAUAUCUGGUAAUUCUGUUGCAGUUUGAUGCGUCGAUCCGUGGGAAAUAG